Molecule: messenger RNA, 3438 nt
Organism: Platichthys flesus (European flounder)
Lineage: Eukaryota; Metazoa; Chordata; Actinopteri; Pleuronectiformes; Pleuronectidae
Gene: prom2
Product: prominin 2
Exons: 23
Coding region: 69-2576 (835 amino acids)
Cellular component (GO): apical plasma membrane; prominosome; microvillus
Molecular function (GO): cholesterol binding
Source: RefSeq, a predicted model, not a curated record
UUUAAAAACCUGUGCCAUGAAGUGAUCACUCUACAAACCAGUUUUCCCCACCCGCCUCACCUGUAAUCAUGGGGUUGUGUGAGAGAAUGAGGGGUGUGUGGAGGCCUUUGGGCAGUGCUGGAGUGCUGAGAGCCUGCGUUGCAUCGAUGCUGCUGGGGCUCAGCCUGUCCCAGUCGCCCCCCCCACAAACAGCCUGUCCGGCUACGGCCCCGCUGCACCUCACCGAGGUGAAGUACCAGAACACGGCAGUGAAGGACACCGGCCUGGGGUUUAUGGCCCCUCUGGUCCAGUCCUUCCUCCACACAGUCCAGCCGAACCCAUUCCCUGAAGAGAUAAUCUUGAAAACAAUCAACAGUUAUCCACAAGUGACGUCAGAUCAAGAGCUCAUUAAAAAAGCCCUGGUGUAUGAAGUGGGUUUCCUGGUGUGCGCAGCGAUCGGUGUCCUGUACAUCGUGCUGAUGCCCAUCGUGGGCUUCUUCUUGGCGUGCUGUCGCUGCUGUGGCAACUGCGGUGGGAGGAUGUACCAGAAGCAGACGUCCUCCAUCGACUGCCGCAGGAGGACUCUCUACUGGAGCACACUCGUCACCACACUUAUUAUCCUCGCUGGGAACAUUUGCAUGUUCAGAAGCAAUGAAGCCCUCAAAGUGAGCGUGGAUGAGACUCCAGUGCAGCUCAACAAAACCUUAGACAACCUCCAGACCUUCCUCACAGCUGUGCCUCAGCAAAUUCAGGACGUGCUAGAUGAGAGCAACAAAACCAUACAGGUGGUCACCACAAACCUAGACGACAUCGGGCCCAAGCUGGGAGCAGAGAUCCAGGAGCGAUUCACGGUAACUCUGGACCAGGCGCUGCUCCCUGUGAGACGCCUGAACCAAGAGACCAGAAGCAUCAGUGUUCAACUCAGAGAGAUCAACUCGUCGCUGGCUCGGCUGCAGUCCAGCAUGGACCGAGUCCAGGGCAACAUCACCGAUGUUAAAACCCGCAUCAAUCGGACUUUAUCCAAACCACAAUGUCCCGUCUGUGCAAACCUGAAGGCAAAGCUACAGUCCCAAAAACUGGACAUGUCUGUCACUAUCACCAUCCCGAGCGAGCUCCAGUCUGCAGUGGAUGAAGUCGUCAGAAUCAACCUCACAGCGAGAGUCGAGGAGGUGAAGAGUUUUUUCGACAGCAUCCCCCAGACGGUGGCCAAUGAAACCAAGGAUAUGAUUCGAAAAAGCAAGCAGCAGCUGGCUGAAGUACAAAGACAGAUUUCCGAGAUUUCCACUAAGAUCCCCCUGACCAGUCUGACCAAAACAUCGGAGAGUCUGAGCCAAGUGCACGGACAAGUCAACAUUGUCACAGCAGAGGUCAAGAAUUACGAGUACAUCAGAUGGGGUGUGUGUGUUGCCCUGUGCUGCGUGGUGCUCCUGGUAGUGGUGUGUAACCUCCUGGGUCUGGUCCUGGGCCCUCUGGGUCUGACGCCCUCAGCAGAUCCCACGAAGCGAUCCUGCAUGGCCGACUGUGGAGGCACAUUCCUCGUGAUGGGUGCAGGGUUCAGCUUCCUCUUCUCCUGGCUGUUCAUGAUCGUGGUGGUGCUGCUGUUCCUUGUGGGGGGGAACGUUUACGUCCUGGUCUGUCGGCCCUGGAACGAUGGACAACUGCUGAAGUUCCUUGAUUCGACAAAUUUAAGUACACAGAUAACUCAAACUUUGGGAUUGGAAACCAAAAUCACUCUCUCUGACAUCUACAGAGACUGUGAGGAAAACAAGCCUGUGUGGACAACCCUCCACUUGAAUGAAUUAAUAAACCUUGACGAAGUCCUCAAUGUAUCUAAAUACACAGAUCAGAUCAAGAAGGAGUUUGAGAACACAGUUAUCCCUCUGUCAACCAUCAAUCUCCUGAGCCCAGAAGUGAAGAAACAGCUCAGGAGCUUCUCCUCCAAGGCCAAUGAACUGGACACCUCAGCCUUCACCCAGCAGAUUAACAACGUUUCCAGGAUCAAUCUGAACACAACAGCAGAUAAACUUGAGUUGGCUGCGACUCAAGUGGACGCUGCCACUGGAGCAGAGCUACGUAGCGAGGCCAGUGACCUGAGGAAGAUUCAGGCCAGCAUAGAAUCAACCAUCAUCCCACAACUGCAAAACCUGAAUUCGAGUGUCCGGAGUCUUCGAUCCAUGACGGAGGAAAUCAACGGGACAGUGGGGGAGGUGCUGAGGAACGUGGGAGUAGCACAAGACUUCCUCAACACAAAUACGACACAGAUCGUCAAGACCGAGAGCAUGAAGUUUUUAGACUGUCAGCUCGGUUACUUCAUCGCUUACGCUGACUGGGCCAAACUCUCGAUCACACAAGAGGUGGGUCGCUGUCAGCCGAUAGCCGGGGCUCUGGACUCGGCGGAGAUCAUCGUCUGUCAUUACGUGGUGCAGUCUCUGAAUGCAUUCUGGUGCAGUCUGGGCUGGUGCUUGAUCUUCUUCAUCCCCAGCAUCAUCCUUUCUAUCAAACUAGCCAAGUACUACAGGAGAAUGAAGCGCUCUGACGUCUAUGACGAACACGUAGUUAUUAACAGCAUUCCACGGGCCCACAUGAAAAUCCCCUGAGAGACCGGCCUCCUGUUUGAAGCGGUACAGCUUUGAAAGACUGCCGGCACCAGUGUGGCAUCUCUCCACAGAGUAAAAACACUCCUGCACAGACGUGACGCACGGACGGGAAGUCCCAAGUGUACGGUUGCUCUUCCCCUUCAUUUCUUUAUUAUCCUACUUUCACGAUAGAGUGGACGAGAAAGUCUGCUAGCUAUACGACUGCAGUGGUCUUACAACACACAACACACACACUAACACAGUAUCUGUUCACUGACCUCAGGGGGACACAAGGCAAAAGGGAAUCUUCAGGGAAAUGAACAUUCAAAGAGAUAUAUUUCAUUUCACUGUUUUAGAUAAAUAUUUUUUUAUGCAUCGAAUGUACCGAGCCUGCUGCUGGAUUUUCACACGAUAGAUUUAUAACUUUAAAGCUGAUUUUGAGUGUUUAUAUUUAGUCUUGUAGUUGUCUCAUGCUUUCAAAGAAGGCAUCAGUGUGUCACCGUGCCAACAGGUACCCAUAGCGUGCCGGGUUCCUCACCGCUGUUUGGCGACCUAAUUCCGAUGGGAAACACUAUUUAAUUAAAUAAUAAUUAAACUUGCACUAAUGUUGAGAAUCAAAGCACAAUUCCUCUUGUGAAUCAUCAAAUGAUUUUUUUUUUUUGCUUAUUUCUGUGACCAAAGCAGUCACCAUACUGUUGCUGUUUGAAACCUCACAAUGCAACUUUUGUUUUUUGUUGACCUGAUCUUUGCAAUGGUGUUUUUCUAAAUUCAGACUUUGACUGAUGUGAUUUGAAAAUUAUGAUUUUUGCACUUUUGAGCAGAUUGUGUUUUUAUCACUGUUAAAUUCCUGCCAGCUGUUUUUGAAAAUACUGUGAGUAAUAAA